CGAUAGAAUAGGGAAAUAAAAUUAUUUUUCUCUUUCUUCCAUUGUUUUCUUCUUCUACUGCAGAUAUUUUAACACGUUAGUUUCUGUUUCCUUUCAAAUGCCUCAAAAAUUGAUUGGAUUCCUGUAAAGGUGAGAGCUUGAGUGCAUUCUCGUUGUCUUUCCGAAGUUAUGGUUAGAUUUUCGCUGUUUAGAAUAUCCAAAUGGCCAAUUUUUACGCUCACCCACCAAUUUCAUCCUUUGGCCUGCUUCCCUCGAUGCGGUUUUCUGGCAAACGCUGCUGAAUCGGUGAUAGAAGAGGAGUAUUACGUUAGCCGAUCGCCCAGGUUCGAUUCUUAUGCCUACGCCCGAGCCUUGCAGGCUUGCAUUGCCAACGGGGAUCAAUUCAGAGGCAAAGCAGUUCACUGCCAUGCCCUUAAGAAUGGUGGAUGUUUGGAUUUGUUCUGUUGGAACAUUCUACUCAAUUUGUAUGUAAAAUUCGAUCUUGUAGAUGAUGCCUGUAAGUUGUUUGGGGAAAUGCGUGAGAGAAAUAUGGUUUCUUUUGUCACCGUAAUGCAGGGUCAUGCUCAGUGUGGCCAAUUCUUAGAAGCAGCUCAGCUUUUUCUCAGGCUUCAUAGAGAAGGCCAUGAGCUUAAUCAUUUUGUGUUCACAACGAUCCUGAAACUCUUUGUGCUUAUGGAGCUGCCGGAGCUUAGUCGGUGUGUUCAUGCUUGCAUUUGUAAGCUCGGCCAUGACUCAAAUGCUUUUGUGGGGGCAGCUGUAAUUGAUGCUUAUUCACUUUGUGGUCUUGUUGGUGAUGCAAGGAAGGUGUUUGAUGGAAUCAAAGGGAAGGACAUUGUUGCUUGGACCGGGAUGGUAUCCUGUUAUGCCGAGAAUGAUUGCCCCAAGAGUGCCUUGCGAAUCUUCUCUAGGAUGAGGAAAGCUGGCUUGAAGCCAAACAACUUUACACUAACUAGUUUGCUCAAGGCUGCCGUUUCCUUGCUGUCACUAGAGUUAGGCAAAAGUAUACAUGGUUGCUCGAUAAAAACUUCUUAUGGAUCGGAUGCUUAUGUGGGUGGUGCUUUGCUUGAUAUGUAUGCGAAGUGUGGGGAUGUUGAGGAUGCCCGAUCAGUUUUUGAGGUGGUUCCCCAUCAUGAUGUUAUUCUUUGGAGUUUCAUGAUUGCUCGGUAUGCUCAAAGCAGUCAGAAUGAGAAGGCAUUGGAGCUUUUCCGUCAAAUGAGGCAAGCUUCAGUAGUUCCAAAUGAAUUUAGUUUUUCUAGUGUUUUACAAGCUUGUGCAAAUAUGGGAGGCUUGAACUUGGGCAAGCAGGUCCACAGUCAUGUUGUCAAGAUAGGUUUUGACUUGGAGAUUUUUGUGGCAAACGCGCUCAUUGAUGUUUAUGCUAAGUGUGGAGAUAUGGAGGCCUCAAUGGACCUUUUUUCUCGAUUGCCCCAUGGUAAUGAUGUGAGUUGGAAUACAGUGAUUGUUGGUUAUGUUCAAGUAGGUUUCGGAGAGGAUGCUCUGAGGCUUUUUCAUCUGAUGCAAUUUGCUCAAGUACCGGGGACCCAAGUCACCUACUCUAGUGCGCUUCGGGCUUGUGCAAGCAUAGCAGCCAUUGAAUUGGCAAGUCAGAUUCACUCCUUGGUUGCCAAGACCCCAUUUUACAAUGAUAUUGUGGUAAGUAACUCUCUUAUCGAUACAUAUGCUAAGUGUGGGAGCAUCAAAGAUGCUUGUAGGGUCUUUGACAUGAUGAGAGAGCAUGACGUGAUUUCUUGGAAUGCUAUGAUCUCAGGAUAUGCUAUACAUGGUUUAGGUCUGGAUGCUUUAAGUUUGUUUAGGAAGAUGAGGGAAAUGAAGGUUGAGGCCAAUGAUGUGACUUUUGUUGGUGUUCUAUCAGCAUGUAGCAAUAUAGGUUUAGUGAAUGAGGGCUUGUCUUAUUUUGAAUCUAUGGAUAGGGAAUAUGGCAUUGAACCUUGUAUGGAGCACUACACUUGCAUGGUUAGGCUUUUGGGACGUUCGGGUCGUCUUAAUGAUGCCAUGAAAUUUAUUGAAGAAAUCCCAAUGAAACCUAGUCCUAUGGUUUGGCGUGCAUUGCUUGGUGCUUGUUUGGUCCACAAAAAUGUCAAGCUAGGGAGAAUUUGUGCACAAAGGGUGCUUGAGAUGGAACCGCAGGAUAAGACAACAUAUGUCUUGUUGUCAAAUUUGUAUGCUGCAGGAGGAAGUUGGGACGACGUGGCCCUCAUCAGGAAAUCCAUGAGGAGUAAAGGAGUGAAAAAGGAGCCUGGCCUCAGCUGGAUUGAGAUUCAGGGUGAAAUCCAUUCUUUUUCUGUUGGAGAUGCAUCCCACCAAGAUAUGAGGGUGAUCAAUGCAAUGCUGGAAUGGCUACAAAUGAAGACCAAGAAAGCAGGCUAUGUUCCAGAUAGUAAUGUAGUAUUGCAUGAUAUAGCAAUGGACCAAAAAGAACGUUUAGUAUGGGUACAUAGUGAGAGGCUGGCCUUGGCAUAUGCACUUAUAAGGGUACCAUCUGGAAGUCCAAUCCGUAUUAUCAAGAAUCUUCGUUUUUGCUCAGACUGUCAUUCUGCAUUCAAGAUAAUAUCUAAGGUUGUUCAACGUGAAAUCAUUGUGAGAGAUAUGAACCGCUUUCAUCAUUUUGUGGAUGGAAUUUGCUCCUGUGAUGAUUAUUGGUGAUGCCUUUUUUUUCCUGAGGGAUGUUAUAAGUGCACGUCAUCUGCAGCCCACCUAAACUGAUGCCUCUGAGCCUUGUCCCAGGAGCUGCCACACCCUGUCUAUGGGCAGUUGUGGGACGUAUAGCCUCCAUCGAUUGUUGAUUGGCUGAAGUUUCAACGCAUUCCAAAAUGGAAAGUCUAAGCCUGCAGUGAUUGUUGCGAGAAAAGUGAGCUUUUUACAUCCACAUGCAAGUGAGAAGUCUUCUUAAUGUCCAAGGAAUGUUUCUUAUCUUAGUUUGUGGGGUGUGCAUUAAUCCCACAAUUUGUAGCAAUGCCCUCUUUCUUCAAACAAAGCAUGUGAUACUGUGGUAGAGGGCUUUUGAGGACUGAUGGUAUUCUAUUUCAUGUUAGUCUCUGUCAAGGAGUGAUUCUACAUGUACCUCGUGAUCCCAGGAUUGCUGGAUGUCAACCUUGCCAUAUAGGAUGCUGGAACUUAGAGCUAGAAGUCAGACAUUAUAGCAGGAGCUGGAUUUUGGAACACGAUGGAAUAGAACAUUCAAGACCAAUCAGUGGCCCCUUUCAGAGUUCAGUGCCAGAGUCUGCUCGGUGAAAAUUUUCAAAGGUCAAGCACCCAAGGGACUCAGGCACUGUAAAAUUUGAUUCUGCAGAAGGACGAUUUCUCAGAAAUAAGAACCGCUCAACUAAGAAAUAAGAACCGCUCAACUAUUACUACAAAACAUCAGUUUUUUUUUUUUUUUUGGUUUGCUGGUUACUUAAAAGUCCUUUUCUAUUAUAAAGUGGCUGUGAAUUUUAUUUCAUGCCUUAUGUUUAUUUGGCUUUGAAAAUUGAAACCAAUCAGGUCAACUCAUGUGGAACCUUUUACCAUCGGCACUUGCUUGUGAGCCAUCUGAUAACACAUUGUAUAUGUAGACAACUUCUGCUUCGUUCUUCUUUCCACAUCUACUUCUCGAAUUAGUCUCAUGCAACCUACAUGUCAAUCUUCAAAAAUGCUAGGAUUGUCACAAUCCCAUCAGACAUAUUUAAUUCUAUUAUGUAUACAUCUUUGAUCUUAGAAUUAUGUGGUUCACCAAAGUUUUCUUUUCUGUCUACUACAAGUUUUGCGUGAAUCAAACAAAUAUCUAGAAGGAAAAAUGAAGGAGGAAUUCGAGCAGGCCUUUGGCGUACACUGUUGUUCAGCUACGUGCCAAGAUGUUUUAACCACGUCUGAGUCUGAAGUCAUUAUUGAGACCGAAGGUGCAAGAACAAUGGCAAGUAAUAUUGACCUGAGAACUACACAGGCGUUAUUCAAUAAGUUAUGAACGUUCUGCUCUCUGUUGCUUUUUCUUCUUUUCUACUUCCCUUUUUUCUUUAUUUGCAGGGUUGCUGAUUGGAAAACCUAGAUGCUUCGUAACAGUAGUUGCACAGAUAAAGAUUUCUCUAAUAGUCACGCAUCCUUGCGAAGCACUCUUUUACCUACCCUUAGUCAGUGGAAAUGAAUCUCAAGUUGUAUAUUUGAAGCAUUUGCAAUCCAAGAGCUUAGCCUAAAGUUUCAGCUUCACAUACGUGAUAUCUUUAGAUCUACUUUAAAAGCCAUCUAAUUGAUGACUGUUUAUAUGUCAGUAUCAUUUGUUUGGUUGAAGUUCUUUGUCAUGAAUAAUCAAAAGCAGCAAGUCGAAGUUAAACUUCUACACGAUCAUACAGAGAGAUUAGACUUGAGAUUUGCAUUUAACUAAAUGACUUGGCUGUCCAUCAUGGGGACAUUCUUUUAAUCUUUUUAUCGUUCGAGAUUUCUUGGAAUUGCCUAUCAUUUCACAUGAACAUGCCCAGAUUUUUAUGCCUAACUAGUAGUUGCUGAUAUUAGUACAUGAACUUGUCUCCAGUCUUCAUAUAGUGGGUAGGUAAUAUAGCUGAUGGCACUUUGGUUUCAAGAGCUUAACUUUUCUAUCUUAUUUGUUUGUCUAGGUUGUCGGUUGCAGGAAUCAAGACCCACCAUCUUGAAACUAUGGCAACAGGAAAAGUGCCACAUACUCAUGGAUCGAUGUGAUGUGUCUGAUUAGCAAAAUGGAUGGCUGAUCCAUCAUCCAGAUAUCAAAUUGUGCCAUCUGAAACAUACCAUUGUCCACAAAUUUUCUAUCCGAAGAGGAAGUUAAUCGAUUUUCUGAAAAUAAAUUCAUAUUUGGCAA
Phoenix dactylifera (date palm) is the source of this 4825-nucleotide messenger RNA. NCBI's taxonomy places the organism in Eukaryota, Viridiplantae, Streptophyta, Magnoliopsida, Arecales, Arecaceae. The record is from RefSeq and is a predicted model, not a curated record.